Molecule: messenger RNA, 234 nt
Organism: Chlorella variabilis
Lineage: Eukaryota; Viridiplantae; Chlorophyta; Trebouxiophyceae; Chlorellales; Chlorellaceae
Exons: 3
Coding region: 1-234 (77 amino acids)
Cellular component (GO): membrane
Source: RefSeq, a predicted model, not a curated record
AUGGCAGCGCUGGUGGCCGCAGGUGGAAUCAGCGGCUACGCCACGAGGCGGUCAAUGCCGUCGCUUGUGGCGGGGCUGGGCAUCGCCGCGCUGUUUGCCUCGCUAGCGCUAGUGAGCGCCAUGGCACCCCGCUACGCCAGGACACACAAGGUGUGGCCAGCUGGAUUGAUGGCCCUUACAGGUGCCCUGAGUGCAAUCUACCAAGGGCUCAAGACGCGCGAGUGGCUGGCGUGA